Messenger RNA from Physcomitrium patens, 2568 nucleotides. RefSeq names its product calcium-dependent protein kinase 17. NCBI's taxonomy places the organism in Eukaryota, Viridiplantae, Streptophyta, Bryopsida, Funariales, Funariaceae. Gene Ontology annotation, biological process: protein phosphorylation. Gene Ontology annotation, molecular function: ATP binding; calcium ion binding; protein kinase activity. The record is from RefSeq and is a predicted model, not a curated record.
AUACAAAAGUUCCAAACUUAGGCCGAGUUAGGCACGAGUGUGGACGCUAGUAGCGGGGGAAGUCACGGAAGCUCGCACGAGAGAGUGGAGAGAAAGAGAUCUGCCAAGAGUGAGAGAGAGCGGGGCAGCUAAAAACCUACCGGACCGACUCUGCAACGCAGCGGACUCGCGCCGGACGGACGGACGGAAGGAAGGAAGGAAAGAAAGGCGGAGCCAACACUGCGGUAUCCGAAUUUUUAGACACUCCUCGCCCGACAGCAGCGGACGCAUCAUCACCACCCUCCUCUCGUCAUUUCGCACACUUCUGGGUGUAUUACAGGUUCUGGGUCUGCAGAUGAAGCAUCUACACAUCCGCCUGCGUUGGGGGCAACGGUGCUUCAGCGACCCGGUUUCUUCUUGUGGCAGGGAGGCUCGUAGGUCGGUGUUUUGAGCGGCCUCGUUGUGGUGCACUGGUGCGCGUUAAUCUCCGGUAUUCGGCUUCCUUCAGCUGUCCUGUCAAAGCGACGAGAGUGUAUUACAGUGUGUCGAGCGUGAUUUAGGUGUUGUGACACGGAAAUCUGUGACAUGGGGAACACAAGCGCAAGGCCUAGGGAUGGCCGCAAACAUAAAGCAAGCCAGGGGAACGAUAGCGUGCAACCAAAGAGCCACCAGGGAAGCAGCCAUGGCGAUAGCGGUCAUCCUGGGGGUAGCCAUCGGGGAGGUAGCUACGGUGGGAGUCAAUCUCGUCAUGUGCCGAAAAUGAAAUCAUCUUCAACAGGGAUCUUGGGUAAACCCCUAAGGGAUAUUAAACUACACUAUACUUUGGGCCGGGAGCUUGGCCGAGGCCAGUUUGGGGUGACCUACUUGUGUACCGACAAAGAGACCGGAAUUUCAUACGCCUGUAAAACCAUAGCCAAGCGGAAGCUAACCAACAAGGAUGAUAUCGAGGAUGUCAAGCGGGAGGUUCAGAUUAUGCAUCACCUGUCGGGGACCCCUAACAUCGUGGAAUUGAAGGAUGUGUUUGAGGACAAGCAGAAUGUGAAUCUCGUAAUGGAGCUCUGUGCAGGUGGGGAGCUCUUUGAUCGCAUCAUUGCGAAGGGGCAUUACAGUGAGCGAGACGCUGCCGAUAUGUGCAGGGUCAUUGUAACCGUAGUGCACAGAUGCCACUCCUUGGGGGUAUUCCACCGGGAUCUUAAGCCAGAGAACUUCUUGUUAGCCAGCAAGGAUAAGAAUGCACCACUGAAGGCCACGGAUUUUGGUCUGUCAAUUUUCUUCAAGCCCGGGGAUGAGUUCCACGACAUUGUUGGAAGUGCGUACUAUGUGGCUCCGGAGGUCUUGAAGAGGAGCUACGGGCCCGAAGCUGACGUUUGGAGCGCAGGUGUGAUAGUGUACAUUCUGUUGUGUGGGGUCCCACCGUUCUGGGCCGAGACAGAGAAAGAAAUUUUCGAUACGAUCAUGCGAGGGCACAUUGACUUCAAGAGCGACCCAUGGCCGAAGAUCUCGGACGAGGCGAAGGAUCUGGUGAAGAAAAUGUUGAACUCUAAUGUGAAGGAGCGUCUGACUGCACAGGAGGUGUUGAACCAUCCAUGGAUGCAGAGGGACGGUGUUCCCGACGUACCACUAGACAAUGCGGUGUUGACUAGACUGAGGAACUUUUCAGCUGCAAACAAGAUGAAGAAGCUGGCUUUGAAGGUGAUAGCAGACAACUUGUCGGAGGAAGAGAUCGUAGGGUUGAGAGAAUUGUUCAAAUCCAUAGAUACCGAUAACAGCGGUACCGUCACGAUUGAUGAGUUGAAGAAAGGAUUGUUAAAGCAGGGCACUAGGCUCACUGAAGCGGACGUUAGGAAGUUGAUGGAAGCUGCUGACGUCGACGGGAAUGGAAAGAUAGAUUUCAACGAGUUCAUAUCGGCAACGAUGCACAUGAACAAGACCCAGAAAGAGGAUCACCUUCACGCCGCAUUCCAGCACUUUGAUACGGACAACAGUGGAUAUAUUACUAUAUAUGAGCUGCAAGAAGCAAUGGAGAAGCAAGGGAUGGGAGACCCCGAGACACUUCAAGAGAUCAUCAACGAGGUGGACACAGACCACGACGGAAGAAUAGACUACGACGAGUUCGUAGCCAUGAUGCGGAAAGGCAAUCCUGGAACAGAAGACGGCGGAAACCUGAAGAGUCCCAGACACAGGUGGUAGAUCUGUCCACAUCUCCAGUUCGCCGUUGAGCCCAAUCAGGGAACAGAUGAUAUUAACUAGAAAAGUGCUAAAGCAGUUCUGGUAGACAUGUGAGCGGGACGGAUUUUCAUACUCUUCAGCGUAAGGUGACACUGAAAACAUAUCAGGGGUUUGUAAUGCUGUCCCUCGACGUAUAUGGCCUCCCCACCCCGCUCCACAUACACGCCGAAGUUCGUUGCCUCUCCUCGCUACAUUCUAGAGUAACUGCAGCCACAUGAUUCAUUACACGUGAGUGGUCUUCUUCUUCAUGACUUGGUAUAGUUUUCAAAAUUGUAAACCCCUUCACAUGAGCAUGGAUACAAAUUCAUUGGACAUCCAAGUACUUUUGAUAUCCAAAUUAAACAGUUGGUUUUCUGAUUC